AUGCUAGGGAACCACGCCGUCUGCAGGCUGAUCGUGGCCGCAGACGUUAAAUUCACGGUCGAAACAAGCAAAGAAGAAACAGCAACAACACUCUCUUCCUCCUCAUCCCUCCCUGUCACCCCACCGUCAGACUGGCAGGGUGAGUCCGCUCACACUGACUGCCUGGAAUGUUCGCUCCCUUUUAGACAACCCGAGGAGCAACCGACCGGAACGGAGGGCAUCGCUAGUGGCUCGUGAACUGGCGCGCAACAAGAUGGACAUUCCUGAACCCAGCAAGACCCGGUUGUCCGAACAAGGCCAACUGGAGGAGGUGGGUGCCGGCUACCCGGACGAUAUCGUGGAACAAUUGCUCUGUCUGCCAUAG
Molecule: messenger RNA, 364 nt
Organism: Spirometra erinaceieuropaei
Lineage: Eukaryota; Metazoa; Platyhelminthes; Cestoda; Diphyllobothriidea; Diphyllobothriidae
Source: the annotation of a GenBank genome assembly